Messenger RNA from Hydra vulgaris (swiftwater hydra), 863 nucleotides. Its product is annotated as ras-related protein Rab-20. NCBI's taxonomy places the organism in Eukaryota, Metazoa, Cnidaria, Hydrozoa, Anthoathecata, Hydridae. Gene Ontology annotation, cellular component: endomembrane system. Gene Ontology annotation, biological process: intracellular protein transport. Gene Ontology annotation, molecular function: GTPase activity; GTP binding. The record is from RefSeq and is a predicted model, not a curated record.
GCGCUAGACAGCGAAAAAAAUACUUUACGGACGUUUUGAUCCAUGACCAUAAACUUGUUAACAUUUAUGGCUUAUAUUUAUAAAACAAUCAAGCAUGUAAUACAUACUAGUGAAAUUAGCUUAUCUUAUAUUUCAAGAAAAAAACAAGAUAAAAAAUGAGUAAUCAAAAACAAAAAGCAGACAAGAAAGUUGUUAUUCUUGGAAGUGCAGAAGUUGGCAAAACAUGUCUUAUUCGUAGAUACAUCGAAAACACUUAUGUCAAAGAUAUUUCCAGCACAAUCGGUUGUUCUUUCUUUUUAAAGCAAUGGGGAAACAAAAAUAUAGCUUUAUGGGACACUGCUGGUCAAGAAGUAUUUUCUGGUCUAACUAAUUUUUACUGUCGUGGUGCUCACGCUGUUAUACUUUGUUAUAGUUUAGUUGAUCGUGCAAGCUUUAAUGAUAUUGACACACGUCACAAAAGAUUGCUUGAUACAGUUUCAGAAAAUUGUAUUAUAGUUUUAGUAGGAACUAAAAUGGAUUUAUUAGAUAAUAAGAUAAAUAAAGAUUUAACUAAAAGAGCUGUUUUACCUGAAGAAGCUUUGGCGAAAUCACUGGAGUUUAUGGAAAGGUUUCAAUCUCUGAAACAUCCCAAAGGAAACCUACCAGUUUUUGAAACAAGUUCAAAAGAAAAUAUUCAAAUUAAAGAGUUGUUUGAGUUUGUGUUUGAAACUUUGGAGCCCGAAACAUGCCUCUUAUCAGAACCUUAUACCCCCAAAGGAGUAAUUACAUUAAAUUCUCCUAAAGUUGUUACAAAAAAGAAAUGUUGCUAAAGCUUAUCAAACCUUAAAAGUUUAAAAUUGAUAUUCUGACUAUUGCAAUAAUAA